Electrophorus electricus (electric eel) is the source of this 796-nucleotide messenger RNA. NCBI's taxonomy places the organism in Eukaryota, Metazoa, Chordata, Actinopteri, Gymnotiformes, Gymnotidae. The record is from RefSeq and is a predicted model, not a curated record.
GCCAUUUUAGGGUGGUGGAGCGACGUCGCUGUGGUGAACUUGGCGCUGGAUCAUUUGUGCGGACGAAAACUUUUUUUGUUCUGAACCACGCGGUAGAGUUUCCCCAAAGUUUGCGAACUCCGAGUUCAAAACACAUACUAACAACUUCGAAGACGUGUACUCAGCGACUGGCGGGAACAAACCAGUUACCGGAAAACGUAAUGAUCACAAGAAAAAGAGGAAGACACAGCGGCAACAGUGUGGGCGCCAUGUGCUCAAGUCCUACGCAGGAGUGUGACCAAACCUUACACGUUGAGUCUGAAAGUGGAAUACAUACACAGACGUCUCCAGAAAGCGAUACGAACGACUGGGGCCUAGAUGACCUCUUUAGCACUGACAUCAACUGGGCAUUUGACAACGAUUUGCUCAGUCCUUUCGCAGACGUUGGAGUGCAAGAUCUGAACACCGAAGACAAGAUGGAUCAGGCAUCGAAUGUCUCAAUUUCCCACAAAAGAGGCUCAACUGAGAGGCAGAAGUUGCAAGACCUUUCUGGUCGCAUAAUCAAUAAGAAUGCAAUGGCAGCAAGAAUGAACCGGCUAAAAAAGAAGCAGUAUUUGAGUGGCUUAGAGCAGCGUGUUGGAUCCUUGACAUCCGAAAACCGGCUUCUCAAGCAGGAAAACAGCAACCUGAACAAAAGAGUGGAAGAAUUGGAGAAUGAGACUAGGAGUCCAACGAGAAUGACCAUGAUUAUGCCUUGCCACGAAAGAGAGUGAAGGUGGAGGACAAAGAUGCAGCAGGUGGUGUCUGCCUGCAUGUG